This is a messenger RNA of Coffea eugenioides, 549 nucleotides long. Its product is annotated as non-specific lipid-transfer protein A-like. The record is from RefSeq and is a predicted model, not a curated record. Lineage: Eukaryota; Viridiplantae; Streptophyta; Magnoliopsida; Gentianales; Rubiaceae. The coding region runs from base 39 to 386 and encodes 115 amino acids. Gene Ontology annotation, biological process: lipid transport. The transcript is spliced from 2 exons. Gene Ontology annotation, cellular component: membrane. Gene Ontology annotation, molecular function: lipid binding.
AUCAAAUCCCAAUAUAAUCAUCAAUAGCUUAAAAAAAAAUGAAGGGCUAUAUUGUAUCAGCACUUGUAGCUUUAGCCUUGGUACAGCUGAUGAUUGAGCCAGGGCAGGCAAUCAAGUGCCCAGAAGUGGAUGGAUAUUUGACCAAGUGCGUUUCCUAUCUUAAUGCAGGAGGCGAGCCAGAAGCAGCAUGUUGCAAUGGUGUCAAAAGCUUGGUCGCGGCUCUGAAAACACCCACAGACAAAAGGGACGCAUGCAAUUGUGUUAAAGAAGCCGCAAGUCACUUCCCCAAUCUCAAGGAUGAUGCUGCCCUGGCCCUUCCUAGCAAGUGUGGUGUUACCAUGGAUAUCCCCAUCUCCAAGAACAUCAAUUGCGACAACCUCAAGUAAGAUUGAUGGAGGUCGCACUGAAGCAAGAAUAAAGAAGGAUGCCACAUCGUGGAAGGGACACUUGGUUCUAGUUCUGGGGCAGCCCUAUGUAGCACAAUAAGUUUUUGUUGUUUGUACCCUUUGAAUAAGCUUUAUCGAGCUUGUUAUAAUGAAACAUGAGCAU